UACAAUUGAUAACACAUGCUUAUUUUCCUCAUUGGAGACCAAAAAAUUCGACAUUUCAACUUUAGUUUUACAAUACCUGCAUAGCUGUAAAGUUCGACAUGAAAAUCCUCUUGAUUGCACUGCUUGCACUUACAAUCUACGCACAGGAUCCAAAUAAUCCUGAUACAUCUAAUUCGAAUAGUCCUGAUGCAUCUGAUUCAAAUAAUCCUGAUGCAUCCAAUGCAAAUAAUCCUGAUACAACCUCUUCAGGAAAUGAACAAAAUAAAAUUGAUAUUGAAGGGAUAAAAUGUCUCUGUAAUCUUCAACUCGGUAUUGGUGUGAAUAGUACCGAUCAAGGUGGACCGAAAGAUUGUGGUUUGGGUGAUCCAGCACCAAAACUCUCGAUAGACUGCUUGGCAGUUCUGGAAGGUAAGGUUGAUGGUGUCUUCUAUAUAUUAGAAGUCGAGAGGAAUAGUAUUUGGGGAGGCGGCUCUUGGGUCCGGUUUGAUCGUGAUAAAGAUGGUUUGGAGAUCACCGCCCUGAAUUUUCCGAAAGGACUGUCAAAAAAAGAAGAUUUAACAAUACGCGUCAAUUCACUUGCAUUGGAGAAAAAUUGGCAAGCGGUAGUCUAUGAGUCGGAAGAUAAAGACGCUUUUCAUAUUUGUCAGCAUGAUCAACAACCUGGAACGUGGGGAUACAAUUUGAUCGAAAUAAGCCAACAAGUUCUUCUGGAUGGUCAAGCGUGUCCCAUAAAAAAGGAUGCAAAAACGUCAGUAGUUCCAAAACCACCGCAACCAUUACCGCCAGCAAUUUACCAAUUUCCGGAAAUGCUGCCGUGUGAUAGACUGAGUUGGAUGGCCAAAAUGAAUGAUCCAUCUGGAGGAUUCGCCUUUCAAGUCUGGUUUGAUUUUACACCUAAAGGUCCGUGUAAACCUUCAGAACCAAAAAAUUAAGAUUGUAUACAAUAACGUCUAUUGCGAUUCCAUGAAUAUUUUUUAGACUUGAAGUCUUCAAUAUUUAACAAUAAACUGUAAUCUGAA
Diachasmimorpha longicaudata is the source of this 1019-nucleotide messenger RNA. RefSeq lists its product as uncharacterized. NCBI's taxonomy places the organism in Eukaryota, Metazoa, Arthropoda, Insecta, Hymenoptera, Braconidae. The transcript is spliced from 5 exons. Bases 99 to 932 code for a protein of 277 amino acids. The record is from RefSeq and is a predicted model, not a curated record.